AUGGCCGAACAGCAGCAUCCGUCGGCGCUGUACCAGCCGGGCGUACAGCUCGCUACUGAUAGGCAUGUUCCCCCAGAGCCGUUUGGGCGCGCCUACAAGAACGCGGAAUCCAUCCGAAAGCCAUUGAGACGGAAUGCCCUGGCCUUGAACAAACAAGCCGAAUCCCAUGUGCUCACUAUAAUCGGCGAUCUGAGCCAACGACGACGUGGCAAGACUGGCGGUCCACGUUUGCUGCGCUGCUAUAUGGACUCUGACCAGUCGGUCCAUUACGUGGCUAAGAUCUACGACGCCAUUUACUAUCCCCUAUCUGACUAUGAAGGCCUUGACUGCAUGUACCUUGCCGACCAAAGCUACAGCCGCGAGGCCGCCGCUUACGAAGUCAUCCCGGCCAAUUUCCAGGGAGCUGUGGUCCCCAAAUACUUCGGCUCGUGGACCUCCUUGGUGGAAUGCAGUGCAUCACCCUCUGCUUUCCGCCCGGUGCGCAUGAUCCUCCUCGAAUUCAUCAGCGGCGAAACUCUGCAAGACAUGAUCUUCCACGCAGGCGCCUACCCCGAGCGGGACGGCAGUAUCGACAUCUCUGAGAUUGACUACCAGCUGCUUCCCCCAGAGCCUGAGCGCCUUGAUGUUCUUGCCACCGUGAUCGAGACCAAGUCCACAGGGCCAUGGGAUGUGCUGGUGUCGCACUCGUCGCCCAGACGCAUCGUCCUCCUCGACUUCCAGACUGCGCUUGUGUUCAGGCGCUGCGAAUGGGGUCAUAAGUUUCUGGAGCGCUAA
Phialemonium atrogriseum is the source of this 774-nucleotide messenger RNA. RefSeq lists its product as uncharacterized. The record is from RefSeq and is a predicted model, not a curated record. Bases 1 to 774 code for a protein of 257 amino acids. The transcript has 3 exons. Lineage: Eukaryota; Fungi; Ascomycota; Sordariomycetes; Cephalothecales; Cephalothecaceae.